Neoarius graeffei (lesser salmon catfish) is the source of this 4601-nucleotide messenger RNA. It is a transcript of the gene mmaa, whose product is annotated as metabolism of cobalamin associated A. Gene Ontology annotation, cellular component: cytoplasm. Gene Ontology annotation, molecular function: GTPase activity; GTP binding. Lineage: Eukaryota; Metazoa; Chordata; Actinopteri; Siluriformes; Ariidae. The coding region runs from base 92 to 1300 and encodes 402 amino acids. The transcript is spliced from 7 exons. The record is from RefSeq and is a predicted model, not a curated record.
GACGCUGUUUGGGACGCGGCUGCUGGUUGAGCGACUCACCGGCGGAGUGAAGCGGUUUGUUGGGGUUCUGAGGCCUCUUUGUCACAGUGCCAUGGCUCCAGCUGCCCUCCUCCCGUUUUUAUAUCGUAUCAGGACUCUGAGCUCAGCCACAGCUAAACAUUCCUCCCACAUCUUUCAAAGGACCAGCGCAGAGUUUUAUCACGGACCCAUCUGUGUCCUGUACCACCAGAGGAGCGCGUCUACAGAGGAGGCUUUGAGACACAAUGUGUCGGACCUGACGGUCAGAGAGAGGACAGUGCUCGAGCGGCUGUAUGACGGCCUGGUCAGGGGUCAGAGGUCAUCUCUGGCUGAAUGUAUAACCCUGGUGGAGACGCAGCAUCCUCGGAAGAAGGAGUUGGCCCAGGUGCUACUGCAAAGGGUGCUGUCGUACCGGCAAGAGUGCGAGAGGAUCGCAGGAGGGAAACCAGUGGCCUUCAGAGUGGGUUUGUCUGGUCCUCCCGGUGCUGGGAAAUCCUCCUUUAUCGAGGUGCUGGGGAAACUGCUGACUGGAAAAGGACACAAAGUCUCAGUGUUGGCUGUGGACCCUUCGUCAUGCACUACAGGAGGCUCGCUGAUGGGGGAUAAGACGCGGAUGACGGAGCUCUCGCGAGACAUGAACGCCUUCAUCCGGCCAUCGCCGGCUUCAGGUACGCUCGGUGGGGUAACGAGGACCACCAAUGAAGCGAUAGUCCUGUGUGAGGGAGCAGGUUAUGACAUCGUGCUCGUGGAAACCGUGGGUGUCGGACAGUCUGAGUUUGCUGUGGCUGAUAUGGUGGACCUUUUUGUGUUGCUAAUUCCACCAGCAGGAGGCGACGAGCUACAAGGAAUAAAGAGAGGUAUCAUUGAGAAAGCUGACCUGGUCGUGGUCACGAAGGCAGAUGGUGAUUUGGUCGUUCCGGCACGCAAGAUUCAAGCCGAGUACACGAGUGCGUUGAAGCUGCUCCGAAAGAAAUCCAAAACCUGGACACCUAAGGUGGUCCGGGUGUCCUCUCAAACAGGACAAGGUGUACAUGAGCUCUGGGACAUCAUGCUGCAGUAUCGAGACACCAUGUUGUCUAGCGGUGAGCUGCAAACCCGCAGGCGUGAGCAGCAGAAAGUCUGGCUGUGGAGCCUGAUCCAGGAAAACGCCAUGCGCCAUUUUCAGGAACAUCCAGAGGUGCGGGCGGCGCUGCCCGAGAUGGAGCGCAGGGUGGCACAAGGAGACGUCUCUCCCGGACUGGCAGCCGACCUCCUGCUGAGGGCCUUCAGGACCACACAGUAGUACAAAGCGUAUUUCAUAAAGAAGUGACUUGUGAGGAAUGAACCAUGACGCUGGUUUCAUAGCUUUGGUUUAUGGGUUGGUAUGAUCACUGGGGAGUUUGAGGCUCAUCCAGGUUUUAUACAUCAGAUUGAAGUCAUGAAGCAGGGCUGGACAAAUCAUAAAAGUAAGUGGACGAAGUGUGCUGAUUAGUCCUGCGUUUUGGCCCGGAAACGUAACUGACAAGGCAGGGGGGAAAAAAAAGUGGUAGCUUAAAUAAUGGAAUAACAAAUGGAGAGUUAGUUAGUAGUUGCACUAAUACAGAGACACAUUAAUAUGGAAGUUCCAUAGUGAUUAUCCUUUAAGGUGUUGAUACACGGGGUAACUUUUUGGGCAAUGUUGCCAGCAACGGGCAACCAGGUGAGACACGGGGCAACUAAUUAGGGCAACAGACAAUUGGCAACAACCAAUCAGGUAAGAGCAAAUCUAUUGCCAGGGAGACAGACACCGCAAAGAUGGACACUGAAACAUUUGCAGCUGUCACUAUUGUCUUGGCUUCAGUCUUUAUUUCGCUCAAGUAUGUAUCACUAUUCAGGGCUCGGAAUUCUUUUUUUUUUUUUUUUUUCACCAGCCAGCCGGACUAGUUCCCUUCCAAAGUAACUUGCCAAACAGAAAAUCAACUAGCCAAAAUUUGUUCAUGUAUGAAUUUUACUUCUGUCAAAAAUAACGCAAAAGAGAGUAGUUACCAUUGUUCAUGACUAAUGUGCAUUUAUUUCAAGACCCGAGUAUUUUGAUACUGUUGUUAAAUACAUAAAUGAGAACAACACAGAGCACCAUAAUAUAAUAUCAACAAAUAAUAAUAUAUUGGAAAACUUGGCAACUUGGUGUACGAGUAUUGAAAACAAAUAUACUUACUAUCAUGACUAUAAGUUUUUUUUUUUUUUUUUUUCCGUUUCCGGUUGAGAGUACGUCGUGCGCGUUCUGGCUGCCGCUUCUCACCAGAGCUUUUUUAUUUUAUUUUUAUUUUUCUAUUUUCAUUUUAUUUAUUUAUUUUUUCUGUGUGUUUGUGUAGUUUGAUGUUUGUUUGAGUGUUUUGUCCGCCGGUUGUGGUGUAGCUCCGGACCCAGUUUUGGGCGUCGGUUCCCUCCAGGCCUUGGUUCGCUGUGGGUGAUGCCUGUGCUCCCAGCUGUGGACUGCAGUGAGCUCGUUGCUCAUUUUACAUCGUGGUUGUCCAGCGCUCUGCGCUUUAACGCUUGGCGUGAUGUUCUGAGCGAUGUUGCUCGGUGGUGUCGCGGCGGCUGUGCAGGCGGUUUGGGACACACCAGCGCUUUGCAUGGCGGAGCUUCUCUGCUCGCUUUGUGGAUCCAUGGCAUGGUGUUCGAGCGAUGUUGCUGACGGCGUCACGGCGGCGGUGCUGGAGAUGUGGGAAUCGUUUUCGUGUGCCUUUUGGUGGGACUGUGGCUGCUACACCACGGGAAUUACAUCCUGACCCCUACUUGGUGGACUUUUUACUUUUUAUUAUUUUAAAAAAAAAUUUUUGUCAUUUUUUAUUUAUUCACUUUUUUUCCUUGUCUAUAAUUGUAAAGCGUCCUUGGGUUUCUUGAAAGGCGCUAUAUAAAUUUAACUUAUUAUUAUUACUAUUAUUAUUAUUAUUAUAGCACCCAAAAUAUGUCCAGCAUGCUUUCUGUAUUUAACCAUUUAUGAGAGAGAAAGCAUUAGGAGCUUCAUAUUGACGAGGAAUCAACUUGAAAAAAAUUUAUUAUUCCAUAAAAAUCGUAUCGCAGCCAAGGCCUACCCUGCUCCCACGUUUGCUUAUAAGUCCUUUGUCGUUUCUCCUCUUCAGACCGAGGUCGCUUUGUCCCCAUCUCUGGCGGUUUCUGUACACCUUUCAGAAAAUUCCACAACGCAACGUAGCUUUGGCAGAUGUAGAUGUAAACAACAACAAAAACACGUGUUUAAAUGGGCGAUAAUGUGGCCACAUCUACUGAAUUUGAUAACGUGACGUGGCAGCGGGGGCGUGGCCAAGUGUCGGUCUGUGAAUGGAGGGCAGAGUCAGGGAAGGUAAGUGGUGGAAUCAUUGCACCUGAUGGGGAUUAACCUGUGUUUGCGUAUCUUCCCCAGUGACCGCGCCCUUUAAAAGGAGAGGAGAGCAGAGAAAGGGAGCUCUCUCUCCCCAACCAGAACACGUGUGCGUGGCUGGGAAGUGAUAAAAGUCUGAAAAGCUAGCAAUAAAUAGUUCAUUGAGAACUCAGUUCUGUCCUGCCGUGCUUCUGUGCUCCACCCACCUGGUCCAAUGCUACACGUGAUUACCACGAUAUUCAACGAGAUGCGUUAUAUGCAUGCGCAGUAGUGAAAAAACCAACAGCCUGACUCGUACACAAUAUGAUUCAGAAUUCUUCGGUAGUUUCCGUCCUGCCGAUAAACACAUCGAUGAACACAGACACGGCACACACUUAAUAUGUGGAAUUACCCUCCAAAUGAAAAAUUAAGUCUCCUCGGGUGACCGGACCACCGCGAAUUUCGAGCCCUGCUAUUAGCUAUUCCAUAGCUAGCGAUAACUUUCAGCUAACUAUGUUAGCAAAAACCACCACUAGUUAGCUAAAUCCUAUUCAUUCUCUAUGGAGCGGUGGUUAGCUAACGGCAGUUUACACUUAGCUGAAAAAAUCCAUGUCUUAAUUCCAACCUGAGCACAUAAAAAUACAUGUCUGUUGGUUUUCUAAGCAUUUGAUGAGGUAAAUUCACCACUUUGGGUUUACAUCGAACAACUUGCCAGCAUAAAAAGAGACGAGUUAUCUCUCUUUUUCUUCGCUGCACUGCUGGAGAUGCCACCAUCUUUGUUGAAAAUUUCAGAAGGUGGUCAUGUGAUUCACUGCUACCACUCUGAUUGGAUGAUCUUAAUAAAAAGUUGCCCAAAACGAUCAAAAUCGUUCAGAUAGAAAUUACGUUGCCCGAUCUCAAUGGGAAAGUGUCGAAGCGCAAUUGCCCAGCAACAUUGCCCAGAAAGUUGCCCCGUGUAUCAUCACGUUUAGUGUCUCAUUCGUGCCUCAACAACGAACCAGUCAAAAGUUUGUACACCCCAUUCUACUCAUUCAUAGGUUUUUAUAUAUUUUGACUCUUUUCUACAUUGUAGAACAAUACUGAAGAUAUUAAAACUAUGAAAUAACAUCUGGAACACAUGUGGUAAACAAUAAAGCGUUAAAAAAUAGCCUCAAUGAGGCUGUAGUUCAUACCGACCACUGUCAUUGUGUAUGAGUUUGAAAAUUCAGACGCCCAUAAAAUUGUAAAUAUGACAGGCGACGGGCGGCACGGUGAUGUAGUGGUUAGU